UGGUUCCACACCCAGCCGCCGCUGACAUCAUUCCCGCAGGAGGGCGGGCGGAGGCACCGCCGCCGCCGCCAGACGGUCGCAGCCCCGGAGAGCUGCCCGCCGGCCCGCGCCCAUUUAUCUCAGCCUAAAGCCUCCCAGAGCAAGGAUGCUGAUUCUCCUGGCCUUCAUUAUCGUGUUUCACAUAACCUCAGCAGCUCUGCUGUUCAUCUCAACUAUCGACAAUGCCUGGUGGGUGGGAGAUAACUUUUCUGCAGAUGUCUGGAGAGUGUGUACCACGAAUACAAGCACCUGUAUGGCUAUCACUGAUGAGUUCAAUGAGUAUCAAUCAAUUCAGGCUGUUCAGGCCGCCAUGAUCCUGUCUACCAUUUUCUGCUGUGUGGCAUUUCUGGUUUUCAUUCUUCAACUCUUCCGUCUAAAGCAAGGAGAAAGAUUUGUGUUAACUUCUGUUAUCCAGCUCCUGUCAUGUCUGUGUGUUAUGAUUGCAGCUUCCAUUUACACAGACAGGCAUGAAGAACUGCACCAGAGCCAUGGAUAUGUAAUGGAAGUUUCCAAAGGCCAAUAUGGCUAUUCCUUUGUCUUAGCCUGGAUUGCCUUUGCCUUUACCCUGAUCAGUGGAGUGAUGUACUUAGUAUUAAGGAAGCGUAAAUAAAUGUCAGCACCUAGUUAUUUCUGUCACUACAGUACAAAACCAAAUUCCAGUAACCAUUUUGUAUAUAAUCAUUUACAUGGUUUUGUAGUAAAGGUAUUGUUUCUCUAAAAAUGUACUGUGUUCUUGAUAUGAAACAGAAUUAAAAAAAAAAAAAAAAGAAGGCAGGUGAAAUGAAAUGACUGGCACCUCCAGGUCAGGGGUCAGAGCAAGACAGAGCCAAGCUGUUUCUUUUACAUUCUUUUACAUAUUUCAUCAUCAUAAAUUGUUUUCCUUUAUUAGACAUUAACAGUUUGUUCCUGGCCUCUAGUAGAUUAGAAAUAAAGCCCAUACAAAUUAAUUUGUAAGCAAUAUACUAAUUAUAUUCCUGGACCAGAUAUCCCUUUGAAAUAUGUUAAAUAGAAGGGCGUGCAACAAAACAAGGCCCAGAUGACAAUGAAAAAGCAAACACUUGUAAAGCCCAGAGCUGCACUCAGAGCGUCUGCCCUGGCUCAGGACCAGUGUUCUGCUCUUUAUAAUGUGCAGUAAGUGUCAUCAAGUUUUUAUUAAAACCACUUGCUUUGCAAAAGUAAACAAGCCCUUUUUGUACUCCAGCAAAUGUUUCUCUUGAUUGUGUUUCACAUUUAAUUUAAGCACACAGAGCCUUUGGUGGGAGCACUUAUCAGCCAAUUCCCUGUUCAGCCUGGGCCCAGCACAGCUGGGGCAGUGAGGAGCUCCCCACCCCAGCCCUGGAUCCCUGAGCCUUGGGCAGCCUUCCUGGGAGGGAGAGAAGGGAAACAGGAAAGCAUUACUGGGCCUGUCUGCAGAUUUCUAAGCAGCCUAGUGAUCAAGCAAUGCCAAAUUUAGGUUUUUACAGCCUAACUCAACAUGUUUAUUACACUGAGUUUUUAUCACAUAGUGAUUUCAUGGUUAAUGUGUCCUGUACAAAAGCAUUCCCUGAGUCUGCCCAUUAGGAAAUUGGCCUUUAAAAAAUUGAUUUUAAAUUCCUUUGUGGAUUUUACUGGAACUAAACUCUGCUACUAACCAAAUCAGAGUGCAAUUGCUAUGCUUAUGAAUUCCAGGAUAGGUUUAAAGAUAAAAUUACUUGGUUUUUAUUUUUCAGUAAUUUUGUGAGCUAAAUCUUUGCUCUAAUACCAGGCUUAACUGCUCAGCAGUGUAAUACUGGAUUUGGCUGAUGGUGAUUCUGGAGAUCAGUGUGGAGAAUGAAUGAAGCAGCCUGUCCUGGUUAGUCACAGCUUUGAUGCUUAAGUACAGAUUUGACUUUUGAAAAGCUCUAACCAUUUAUUUAUUUUUUUCAUAUUCACUACAGCUGGCUCAAUGCAGAGGCAGUAAAAAAGUAAAUAGGUUUUUAAUGAGGUAUUACACUUAAAGGAGAACAAGUUCAGUAUCAUAAGGCAGUGUAGCUCUACUGAAGUUAAUAAUUGCUACAUUAGACAUCAGAUAAUGAAAUUUUAUCUGAUCUCUUCAGAUUUAUCCUUGAUUUAUCACGAAGUAAAAGUUCAGGUGCAUAGCUUUUUAGGAACUGUCUCCAGCAUGGGUGACAGGUCAUGUUGUUCCAUCUUCAUUCCUUCAACAUCCUAUAAUGCUUUGGCAUGUGCUGCUUGUCUUUUGGGAGCAAAGAAAUCCCAAUAAGACUGUUAAAAAAUUAGGAUGAGCAAGCAGAACAUCACAGUAAAAGCAAUAAUAAUAGUUAAAAACCCAUAUCAUUUUGAGAAAAGGGAUUCUUCCCAAUCUAGCAUCAUGCUAGUAUUUCAUCAGGUUUUUUUCCUCUUAGUGGGAGUGCUCUGAAUUUCAAGAAUUAUUACCCUACUUUUUAAAAAAGUGUUUCUAUAAUUUGCUGAAUACAUUUCAGGUUCAAAACCUGAGAUUUUGCUAGCAAACAGAAUUUGUCUUAAAUAAAUAGAUGCAGGUUUGAGGGUGAAAGUAGAUAGACUGUUAGCUAGGCAUUUUGCUACUUUUAUUAAAACAUGAAACAAUAAGGGAAAUUUUUAAGCAAAUACAGAUUAAAGCUCUUAUAUCUAGUUGACAGUCCUGAAGAAUUCUAAGUUAAGCUUUUUAUGCCACUGACUUGCAGAGAUGCUUCAGUUCCUUGCCUUGAUAAUGCUCAGGUCAUUUGUAGAGCAAAUAUUUAAAAUAAAGAUGUAGAUAUAUAUGAACACAGUUUAAUUCCACAGUAAAAGCUCUAUCCCUUUAUUAAAGUGAAAAGCACACACACAACAAAUACUCUGAUGCACAACACCUCCACUUGUGUACAAACACCAGCAUGUGCAUGAUGCCACACAAGAGAUGGGAAUGUUCUGCACAAGUGAACAAAUCAGUCUGAACUAGAGUUUGAGCAGAACAAACAUAUUUUAGGGGUUUUUUUCUACCUUAUAUGUCUUUAAAAUAUACCAUUUUCUAUACUCUAUAUAUUCUGAAAAUGUACAUGAAAAUAAAGUUAAAACAAAUUCUUGUACUGUAUUAGCAAACUCAAUACAUUUAGCAAUCUGACCUUUUCUUUAAGCUUGGGAUAUAUUUACACAAUAUUGGAUGAGAAAUAGUUGAGUUUUUGUGUGAACAGGUAAAAUUAAAUUCUUCCUGCCUGUAA
This is a messenger RNA of Melospiza georgiana, 3233 nucleotides long. It is a transcript of the gene EMP2, whose product is annotated as epithelial membrane protein 2. Gene Ontology annotation, cellular component: plasma membrane. NCBI's taxonomy places the organism in Eukaryota, Metazoa, Chordata, Aves, Passeriformes, Passerellidae. The record is from RefSeq and is a predicted model, not a curated record. The transcript is spliced from 5 exons. Bases 146 to 649 code for a protein of 167 amino acids.